AUGUCGUCCGCACGGCACUCCUAUCGACGCCCUGGCCAGACCUCGUCCGGGGCAACCACUUCCCGAUCCGCCUCUGCCAGUGAGGACGAGUCGCAGUACUAUAACGAUACUGAAGGCAUCAGCUCCGAUUCGGCGGAAAACGAAGAUUACGCCACAUCCGAAGAGGGGGAUCUCCAUCCGGACGAUUCUGCAUCCGUCAGCCCUGCUCCCAGAUAUCAAAGCCGUCCGGCGCCACUACAGCGUGCUCCCGUCCGUCACCACCAGCUCCCUCACCACCCUCACCACCCUCCUCCUAGCCAAUUCCCGUAUCGGCCCGGUUCAGUGCCGAACCAUCCUGAAAGCGUGGCUCCCUCCGAUGAAUACACACCGUCCCCCUUCGCCCCUCGCGGCGUUGGCGGCUAUGGCCAUAGGCCUCCCGCCCACGGAGGACACCCGGGCUCCUACUACGGCGGCCGUGGCGGUCACGCACCCCCCGGAUUUCCUCAAAGCCAUGUCAGCGGUUUUGCUCCGAGCCCCUAUGGACAUCCCGCAAACCAGAUGGUUCCCUUUGGCUAUGGUGGCAACAAUGCAUUCUCCCCAAUGUCUCAUGCCAGUGGGCAGAGCUAUUUCCAUGACCCUCGCCAAUCCCAGUAUGAUAUGAUGCCGUAUCAGCAGCCGCAACCACCGGCUAUGUACAACCAACCAGGCUACGGACAGAUGCAUCAAUGGGGCAUGUAUCAGUCCGCACCUCCGCCACCACCCACGGAAGCCCCUGGGCCGUCCAAGACUCCAGCAAACGAGCCACCGCCGCCACCCAAGGAGGAUCCCGAGAAGAUCAAGCUCCAGCAACAAAUCGAACUCUUCAAGAAGGAGCAGGCACAGAAGGAGGAGGAGCAAAAGCGGAAGGAGCUGGAAGAGAAGCUUCGAAAGGAGGCUGAAGAGGCCAUCACCCGCAGGAUGGAGGACUUGAAACGAGCUCAAGAGCAGGCGCAGAGGGAGAUCGAGAAGGCCAAGAUUGAGGCCGAGAAGGCAGCCAGAGAGAGAAUCGAGGCCGAACGCAAAGAGGAGGAGCAGAGGCAGAAGCUCCACCAGGAGGCGAUGGCCCGCGUCGAACGCGAAGCCAGGGAGAGACUGGAGCGCGAACACAAGGCCGAGGCCGAGCGGAAGAAGCUUGAAGAAGAGGCCCGCCUAAAGGCCCAAGCCGAGGCGGAGCAAAGGCUCAGGGAUGCCCUUCGCGCCGAGGCCGAGCUCAGGGCCAAGGAAGCGAAAGAGGCCGAAGAAAAGCGGAAGUGGGAGGAAGAGAUGAAGAAGAGGGCCGAAGAAGAGGCCCGCGCCAAGCUUGAGGCUGAGAAGAAGGCGGCUGCCGAGGCUGCUGCAGCGCAAGCUAAGCUCGAGGCGGACCUCAAGGCCAAGGCCGAAGCCGACUAUCUGGCCCAGGUCGCGGCCGCGAAGAAAGCUGCCGAGGAGGAAGCGGCAGAGGCCAAACGACGGGCGGAGGAGGCCAGGCUGAAGGCCGAGGCCGAGUUUGCGGCUGCGCUCAAGGCCAAGGCGGACGCAGAAGCCGCGAAGAAGAAAGAGGAGGAGGAGAUGAAGGCGAGGGCCGAGUUUGAGGCCCGCAAAAAGCUCGAGGACGAGAAAAAGGCUGCCGAGGAAGCUGCCGCCGCUGCCGAAGCCAAGAAGAAGGAGGCAAAGGAGCUCGAGAAGAAGAUCGCCGAGGAAGCCAGAGCCAAGUAUGAGUCCGAGAAGGACAAGGCCAAAGACAUGGCUCCAAUCAAGUUCAAGGAUGCCGUCGGCAGGAAGUUUAGCUUCCCCUUUCAUCUGUGCUCGACCUGGACGGGCAUGGAAGAGCUCAUCAAGCAAGCCUUUGUCCAUGUGGACGUCAUCGGCCCCCAUGUUCAAGAGGGACACUACGACCUGAUUGGGCCCAACGGGGAGAUCAUUCUGCCCCAAGUCUGGGAUAAGGUGGUUGAGCCGGACUGGACCAUCGAGAUGCGCAUGUGGCCUAUGGACAAGCCCCCUCCACCUGUUGGUAUGCGUCCUGGUAUGGCGCCGAUGGACAGAAUGGCGGCGCAUAUGCAGGGCAUGCGCGGACAUCAACAACGGAUGGGUGCUUUCCCGCCAGGCAUGGUUCCCCCGGGUGGUCGCCCCGGCGGCGGCGGCGGCGGCGCCGUGCCACCACCUCCCCCUCCAGGUUGGCAGGGCCAACGUGGUCCUCCUCCCGGUGCCACAAUCGUCAACGUCGAGCCCCCCAAGACGAAACACAGAAAGGCCCAGGGCUCGAUGCUCAGCUGGAUGGCCGGUGGUGCAAAGGCCCCCAAGAAGAAGUACGUGUUCAACUUUGAUGCUCAGUGA
Colletotrichum graminicola M1.001 is the source of this 2331-nucleotide messenger RNA. RefSeq lists its product as uncharacterized. The coding region runs from base 1 to 2331 and encodes 776 amino acids. The transcript is spliced from 3 exons. The record is from RefSeq and is a predicted model, not a curated record. NCBI's taxonomy places the organism in Eukaryota, Fungi, Ascomycota, Sordariomycetes, Glomerellales, Glomerellaceae.